UUUGAAUUGACCUCUACUUCUAGCAAGAGGCAGUGUAAACCUGAGCCCGACAUGCCUCUCCCAUACCCACAGCGAGUCUGGCAAUUAGCCAGAGAUGUAGCCGCCAAAGGGCCGCUCGCCGACCCACGACGUCUGGGCGGCAUCCCCUUUGACCUUAAACAAUACCGGCGAAUCAUCCCCACAUUUAUGCACGGCAAGAAGAUAACUUUCGGAGACAACAUUAGCGAAAAGGGAUCAAACCGGACUCGCCGCGCCUUCCUCCCCAACGUCAUCUACCGACCCCUAUACUCUCGUACAUUGGACAUGAACAUUUGGACUAGGCUCUCUACCCACGCUUUACGAGAGAUUGAUGCUAAAGGGGGGUUUGACGAGUAUAUUCUGACUCUGCCGGAGAAGUACUUGGAGUGCGAUGUUGCCAAGAUGUAUAAAAGAAAGAUUGUAGAUGGGUAUUAUGGAGCUAAGGGUGGGAAGGGUAAGGUGUUUCGAGCGGAGAUGGAAAGUUUGUUGGGUGCCAAAUAUGGGGAGGAGUAUUUGACCAAGUUGAAGGAGUUUGAGAGGACAUUCGAUAAGGCUGUUAAGCGAUGACCAACUAGUGGGCUUUGAAAGGUGAUGAAUGUGAUGGUUGAUGAGACGGCUUAUUGGGGGAAGGGGGGUUCAUGUACUUAUCUAUUUUGCAUGUAAUUUACAUCUGCUCGAAAUCUACACUUUGAACAGACGGGUCGCUGGAGACGCA
Messenger RNA from Spizellomyces punctatus DAOM BR117, 733 nucleotides. Its product is annotated as ribosomal L28 family protein. Gene Ontology annotation, molecular function: structural constituent of ribosome. The transcript has a single exon. The record is from RefSeq and is a predicted model, not a curated record. Lineage: Eukaryota; Fungi; Chytridiomycota; Chytridiomycetes; Spizellomycetales; Spizellomycetaceae. Gene Ontology annotation, cellular component: mitochondrial large ribosomal subunit. Bases 52 to 585 code for a protein of 177 amino acids.